AAAACACCUUCUGGGGGCUGUUGUUUUACCAACCAUGAGUGAGGCGCCGUGCUGUCCCACGGGAGCCGCCUUCCCACGGGAGCCAUGGAGCUGGGGCUCACUCCCAGGGUUAUUCGACUUAAGCAUUCUGGCUCUUUCCUAUCCUUUGCUGCCUCAAAAAGAGCCGGCCCUGCUCGGCUCUGCCCCAAACCCCAUGACCCGGCCCACGCACAUCCCUCUGGACUGGCCUGGUGGUCAGAGCCAGAAGUUCCUGGAACAAUGUUUGGGCUGCUGGGGGCCUGUGGGCUGCCUUCCACCUGAACCCUUGGCCUCUUCAAGACUGGUCGGGAGCCAGCAGGAGGCCAAGUCCCAGUGCUGGCUCCAGAUCCCUCCCACUUUGGACCUACAAGACCUUCAGCUCAGAGAGCAGUUCUGCACUCACCAUACCACACCCGUUCUAAGCCACAGCACGCAGACGUCACAAGGCCAAGAUCCAGAGAAGUCAGGGAAGGAAGCUACACUCUCGCCCCUGACGUGGCAGCAUGGAGCUGGUCCAGGACACCUCCCGCCUGCCACUGGAGUACAUGAAGGGGAUCCCUCUCAUCAAGUACUUUGCAGAGGGACUGGGGCCGCUGCAGAGCUUCCAAGCCUGGCCCAAUGACCUGCUCAUCAGCACCUACCCCAAAUCUGGCACCACCUGGGUAAGCGAGAUCCUGGACCUGAUCUACCAGGGUGGCGACCUGGAGAAGUGUCAAAGAGCCCCCAUCUUCGUCCGGGUGCCCUUCCUUGAGUUCAGGGUCCCUGGGGUUCCCACAGGUGCUGAGCUUCUGGAAGAUACACCAGCCCCACGGCUGAUCAAGACACACUUGCCCCUGGCUCUGCUUCCCCCAACCCUGCUGGAUCAGAAGGUCAAGGUGGUCUACGUUGCCCGCAAUGCAAAGGAUGUGGCCGUCUCCUAUUACCACUUCUACCGCAUGGCCAAGGUGCACCCUGACCCUGGCACCUGGGACAGCUUCCUGGAGAAGUUCAUGGCUGGGGAAGUGUCCUACGGGUCCUGGUACCAGCACGUGCAGGAGUGGUGGGAGCUGAGUCACACCCACCCUGUUCUCUACCUUUUCUAUGAGGACAUAAAGCAGAACCCCAAAAGGGAGAUUCAGAAGAUCCUGGAGUUUGUGGGGCGCUCUCUGCCAGAGGAGACCGUGGAUCACAUCGUCCAGCACACGUCUUUCAAGGAGAUGAGGAAGAACCCCAUGACCAACUACAGCACCAUACCCAUCAAAGUCAUGGACCACAGCAUCUCUGCCUUCAUGAGGAAAGGCAUCACUGGGGACUGGAAAUCCACCUUCACUGUGGCCCAGAAUGAGCGCUUUGAAGCCGACUAUGCCGCGAAGAUGGCAGGCUGCAACCUCCACUUCCGCUGGGAGCUGAGUGGUGCUCAUCAGGAUGAGCGUGAAACAAGCCUCAACAAUAAAAUCUGAUGUGUGUUAAACAGAG
Messenger RNA from Balaenoptera musculus (blue whale), 1473 nucleotides. Its product is annotated as sulfotransferase 1A1. NCBI's taxonomy places the organism in Eukaryota, Metazoa, Chordata, Mammalia, Artiodactyla, Balaenopteridae. The transcript is spliced from 9 exons. Gene Ontology annotation, biological process: sulfation. Gene Ontology annotation, molecular function: sulfotransferase activity. The record is from RefSeq and is a predicted model, not a curated record. Gene Ontology annotation, cellular component: cytoplasm. The coding region runs from base 522 to 1457 and encodes 311 amino acids.